This is a messenger RNA of Sitodiplosis mosellana (orange wheat blossom midge), 3529 nucleotides long. It is a transcript of the gene Vha16-1, whose product is annotated as V-type proton ATPase 16 kDa proteolipid subunit c. Gene Ontology annotation, molecular function: proton-transporting ATPase activity, rotational mechanism. The transcript is spliced from 3 exons. Gene Ontology annotation, cellular component: proton-transporting V-type ATPase, V0 domain. Gene Ontology annotation, biological process: proton transmembrane transport. Lineage: Eukaryota; Metazoa; Arthropoda; Insecta; Diptera; Cecidomyiidae. The record is from RefSeq and is a predicted model, not a curated record. Bases 270 to 761 code for a protein of 163 amino acids.
AUGACCGUUUUAUAUCUAGUGAGAUCAUAUUGGACUGUGUUUCGCUGGGACAUUUUAGUUUAGUGCUGUGCGUGCGUAAAGCUAGUUCUGUUUUCAUCAUCGAACACACCAUAUAUACCAAAUAUUUAAAAAAAAAAACCGAAGAAAAUUCCAUACCAGUUCUCCAGAAUUGUCACACAUUACAUUCUGUCGUUUUAAACACAAUUAGCAUAAAACCAAAUCAAUUUUUUUCUUUCUCGUCGAAAAAAAGCAAUUAAAUUUAAAACAAAAUGUCAUCAGCAAAUAUGGAUAUGUCGGAUAAACCAAUCUACGGUCCAUUCUUUGGUGUAAUGGGAGCCGCUUCAGCUAUCAUCUUCAGUGCUUUGGGAGCCGCAUAUGGAACAGCAAAAUCAGGCACGGGUAUUGCCGCCAUGUCAGUGAUGCGACCCGAAUUAAUCAUGAAAUCAAUCAUUCCCGUUGUCAUGGCUGGUAUUAUUGCCAUUUACGGUCUGGUCGUGGCUGUACUUAUCGCCGGUCAACUGACCGAUGCUAAGACUGGAUAUACACUAUUCAAAGGUUUUAUGCACUUAGGUUCCGGUUUAGCGGUCGGAUUCUCAGGUUUGGCAGCCGGUUUUGCAAUUGGCAUCGUUGGUGAUGCUGGUGUAAGAGGCACAGCACAACAGCCACGUUUGUUCGUCGGUAUGAUUUUGAUUCUCAUUUUCGCCGAAGUAUUGGGUCUGUACGGACUUAUUGUAGCCAUCUACCUUUACAUUAAAUUGUAAAUUGUCUGUAUGUAUUCGGCAUCCGCGCGUUGCGAACAAAAUCAAUUUAUUUUUUAUCAGAGAGAGAAAAAUAACAACAACAAACAACAACCACAACCACAGAAGUAAAUUAACAAAUGUCAAAAUAAUAAAAAAAAAAGAUCAUCUGCAACAGAAACCACAACUACAACUAUAACAACAACAACAACAAAAAAAAUGUAUCAACAAGUGUCCAUUUGAUUCAGUUUUAUUUUCAAUAUAAAAAAAAACAACACCACAAAAUUCAUUUUUUAAAGAAAAGCCUUUAAUCAGAGACAGACACACAUACACAAACAAAAAAACAAAAGAGAAGAAAACAUUUGUUCACCGUUUAGUUUUUUUUUGUUUUGUCAUCAUUUUCACAUACUAUGUAUUGCAUUAAGCAACACACACAAACUCUUGUAUUUUACGCCAACCGAAGUGAAACAAAAUCAUAAAUUAAAAGCGAAAAGUUUGUUCUGGCUUAUUUGAAGAAGAAGAAAAAAAAAAUGUAUAAAUUUCAAAUAUGAUUCCCCUGGGGAUACACUGUACACAAAUUGUGAUUUUAUUUUCUUUCGCAUUUCAAUUGCGUCCAAUUUCUUUUAUCUCGUUGCCCAUCAACGACCAAUUCACAGCUACACACGGCAGAAGAGAGGCAAACCGUCAAAACGAUGGAAAUUCUUCAAAGCUAGUUUAGAUCAUAUACGGCUCGUUUAGGACUUUUAACGUCAUCGAUCACGUGUUUUCGCUCAAAAUCUGUUCGUACCAAAACAAAACAAAAAAACGAAGCCGCCAUGCCGUAUAGCUGUGAAUGUAAUAUAAAAAAAACCCAAAAGAAACACACGCAAACAAUGAAAGAAAGUGACAUCACAGUGGAAUUUAAAAAAAAAAACAGCUGAGUAGAUUUCUACAGAUUUUCUUUCGUUUGUUAAUUUUAUUAUAUCAUAAUUAUACUUUUAGCAAAUACUGUUAGCGUAUGAAAAAUCAUUACAAAUACGAAAAAUAAAUAAAUUUAAAUUGAACAAGAGGAACCACUACCACAGUCUGGUUUUAAUCCAACAAAUGCUUUCAACGCAUAUAUACAUUGAAUCAACGUCAACGCGAUCGACGAACUUUCGAGACACUCACACACAGACACAUACACAUAAAAACAGUUCAAAAUCAUGCAGAUGAUGAUGAAAAAGGAAAGAAAAAAAAAUUGAUUGAGAAGACCUAAUAUCUGUACAUAAUGAAGUAACUAGUUCCAAAAAAAACAACAACAACAAACAAUGCAAUUAGAAUGAGAGACAGAGAGAAAAUUAAGAGAGAACGCAAGCGCGCGUGCAAGAGAGAGAAAAAAAACAGAAUUUUAUUCCAUUUAAAGGAAUACUCGUCAGUCUUCGUCGGGAGAUCCAAGAAAAAAAAAAAGAAAAUACGUGAAGCAUUUUGCUUUUGACGUGUUGAAAAUUGUGUUUUAAGAUAAAUGUGUAUAGUUAAAAAAAAACAAACAAAUUAACAAAUGAACAAGUGUGUUGAGUAUGGGCAACGAAACAUUUACAAGUAUUUUUAUUUGCACUUCGUUUUGUGUGUCCCAUUUCGGUUUUUGUUUUUGCUCGAUUUGUUUUGAAUUUAAAUGUUAAAUUCCCAAAUUCAUGGUUGAUUUCAAUUGAAAUUCAAUUUUCCGAAGAAAAAAAAACAACUAUUGAUGGUAAAACCAAAUCGAUUGUUUCCCUCUUCAAACAUUUCCAACAUUUGAUGUGUUCAACCAUGUCAUCUGUGCGAAAAAACCGAUCAAAGUGCACGCACAAUUUAAAUUCAUCUCGUUGGCCAAACGAUUCACAACAUUGCAUACCGACACAAACACACUCUCGCAUGAAUCCAAACUCAAAAGACAUGUGAAAAUCAAUAAGUCCAUUCGAUGCAACAACAACACGGAAUCAAAUUCAGGUCAUCUGAAUCAGGGGUGGGUGAUGGGGUUCUAAUAGGUGGCAAGAGCUGAACAAUUGUGUCAUGAUGCUGGACAUAUUUGAUUCCCUCUCGUCGCCAUAUAUCGCACCACCGUCUCGAGGUCAUUUGUGUCGAAGAUUAUUUUACUUGCAAGCGGUGUACUUAAAUUCGACAACGAUCUUUGCAGCCAAAUCGCAUCUCGCCUCUUCGGUAAUGAACAUGUGUUUUGGGUAUUUCUUCUUCAAUUUCAUAUCGAACCGAUAUUGACAUAGUUUGUUUGAGCGACGCGCGCGCGGCAAUCAAACACAAUGUGUUCACUGCACAAAGAAAAAUCCAUUUUUUUCCGGUUUGAUCCGUUCGAGGGACAACAAAAUACACGAUUUUAGCACAGACAUACACACACACAUCUAUUCACACGUUUCAUGGCUCAAUGAACGAAAAUCGAUUAUCAACAUCUCUUCUCCUUGAUUCACGUACACAUAAACACACAUUAAUUUUUAAACGGUUUUCCAUUCUAUUUCUGUUCACUACCAUACCUAUUACUAUAUAUAUAUUUAGCUAUCAAUGUAUAUUUUAUCUAUUUCAUUUCUUCGUAUCGACUGACUUCGUCAAGAGCAAACCGAAACAAGAGAUAAUAAACAAACUAAAAAUUUAGCAAUUCAGUUCCAUCGUUCGAAAUGUGUUGCUAUUUAGGGUAUGCCAGUUGUAAUUGAGAAGAAACGAGACAAGACAAAUACACACACUUAUAACACACAAUCUUCAAUCGAUCAUAUCAUAGAAUUGCAUAGUUAUUAGUUAUGCAAUGCUGUGCUAUCUGCGAUUAGAAAUGAAACAAACAAACAAAC